AUGGAUUUGGGGCAGAGUUUUAAUAGGUUUUAUGAGGAAAGUCAAGUUAUCUGCUGCAGCAGCAGCAGCAGCAGCAGCAGCAACAGCAGCAGCAGCAGCAGCAGCAGCAGCAGCAGCAGAAAGAACAGCAAGCGUGGUGAUGCUGCAUCCACGGCGCCGUGUCUUCAGCAGCAGCAACAAAACCAAAAGCAGCAACAACAAAAAGAGCAGCAGCAGCAGCAACAACAAAAGCAACAGCAGCAACAGCAGCAGCAGCAGCAGCAGCAGCAGCAGCAGUUGAUAGAGGGCGAGGUGUAUGUACACCCGGAGCGGCUGCUUAUUUGCCGCGCCGUGCAGCAGACGCUAACAAAGGGCCUCCAGCUGCUGGGUGCAGAUACACCCCAAGAUAUAUAA
Eimeria mitis is the source of this 393-nucleotide messenger RNA. RefSeq lists its product as uncharacterized. The transcript has a single exon. NCBI's taxonomy places the organism in Eukaryota, Apicomplexa, Conoidasida, Eucoccidiorida, Eimeriidae. Bases 1 to 393 code for a protein of 130 amino acids. The record is from RefSeq and is a predicted model, not a curated record.